CUUCCUGUGUGUAUUAGGAGAGUGUAAACUUUUUCAUUUCCAUUCCCAAGUACCCUGCAAGAGUAUCAGAAAUUUUCAAACAGCAGAAUGGAGAAAAGAGAGGAACUGGUCACACUAGCUUGGGCGUUGCUGGGCUUGGUAGCGGGCGCCGCAGCAGAACCCGCCGGGCGGCACGUCGUCUACCUGAGCCAGAACAACUACCCGUCGCUGCUGUACAUCAACGCCGCCCAUGGAACGACCUCCAUGGACACGCGGGCCGACACUUCCGACAUCAUCCAGCUGAUUCUUCAUCCGUCCAACCCGGAAGCCAAACAGACGCGCCGUGCAACCGUAGUGUUAACGGGGGAGGCCCAAGGAACGCUCACCCUGACGCAGAGCAACCCUCCUGUAGGAGCGACAGUCAUUGAGGGCGUCAUCUCCAACCUUAGCCCGGGACUUCAUGGCUUUCACAUUCAUCAGCUCGGAGACCUGACCGGAGGCUGCAAGUCCGCCGGAGGGCAUUACAAUCCGUAUAUGCGCCCCCACGGCUCCCCCGAGCACUCCGAGAGGCACAUCGGUGACCUCGGCAACAUCCUGGCAGACGCGACCGGCAGGGCAGAGGUCAACAUUACUGACCCUUUGGUGACCUUAGUGGGACCUCGUACGGUGCUGGGUCGUGCAGUCGUUGUCCACGCGGGAGAGGACGACCUUGGCCGCGGUGGCAACGAAGAGAGCUUGAAGACUGGCAACGCUGGCGGUCGGGUGGCAUGCGGGGUCAUAGGUCACGCUUGAGGGAUGUCAAAGUUCAAUUAUGACGGUGAAUGUUUCUUUUAUCAUGUUUUAUGUUUUUUUUUUUUUUUUUUUUCGUACAGUAUGUAAUAAGACAUUGCACUUACUUUCCAUGACGUGUGAUGGAGAACGAAAAAAACGAAAUGUAGAAACAUAAUACUUUAAGCUACAUUCUGAGAUUUCCUUUUCCUUUUUUUUUAAACUGAAACCAGACAUUUCUCGACGUAUGUUAAAAAUGUGAAAUAAAAAGUCUGGGGAUCCAA
Molecule: messenger RNA, 1031 nt
Organism: Penaeus chinensis
Lineage: Eukaryota; Metazoa; Arthropoda; Malacostraca; Decapoda; Penaeidae
Product: superoxide dismutase [Cu-Zn]-like
Exons: 4
Coding region: 88-771 (227 amino acids)
Biological process (GO): removal of superoxide radicals
Molecular function (GO): superoxide dismutase activity; copper ion binding
Source: RefSeq, a predicted model, not a curated record